Aureobasidium melanogenum CBS 110374 is the source of this 432-nucleotide messenger RNA. Its product is annotated as 4-carboxymuconolactone decarboxylase. The transcript has 2 exons. Lineage: Eukaryota; Fungi; Ascomycota; Dothideomycetes; Dothideales; Saccotheciaceae. The record is from RefSeq and is a predicted model, not a curated record. Gene Ontology annotation, molecular function: peroxiredoxin activity. The coding region runs from base 1 to 432 and encodes 143 amino acids.
AUGGCAUCCAAAUACACAGAACAAAACGCAGACAAGGUCAAAGAGGCCCACAAAACCCUCUACGAUGCCGGUCUAGAAAUGCGCAACAAGGUCGCUGGAAAGGAAUACGUCGACCGCGCUCUCGAAGCUGCAACUUCAGAUUUCGCCAAACCCAUGCAGGAGCUAGCUACAGAGGGAGCAUGGGGAGCCAUCUGGACACGACCGGGUCUAGAUCUCAAGACCAGGAGUUUGUUGAAUGUAGCAAUGCUGUGUGCUAUGAACCGUGGUCCAGAAUUGGCUGUUCACACAAGAGGAGCACUCAACAAUGGAGCUUCUGAAGUGGAAAUUCGAGAGACCAUUUUGCAGGCGGCAGUCUAUGCCGGUAUGCCUGCUGGAAUGGAGGGCACAAAGAUUGCUCAGAAGGUCAUUGAGGAGUGGAAGGCAAAACAAUAG